Messenger RNA from Puma concolor (puma), 867 nucleotides. NCBI's taxonomy places the organism in Eukaryota, Metazoa, Chordata, Mammalia, Carnivora, Felidae. The record is from RefSeq and is a predicted model, not a curated record.
AUGAGUGGCUUGGGCCGGAGCAGGCGAGGUGGCCGGACCCGGGCGGGCCCGGAGUGGUCUCCACAGGGCCUGCGGAUGGGGGUGGCCAUGGGUCAGUGCCCCGAAGAACAGUACUGGGAUCCCCUACUGAACAUCUGCCUCUCCUGCAAACUCAUCUGCAGCCAUCAGAUUCCACGCACCUGUGCAGCAUUCUGCAAGUCACUCAGCUGCCACAAGGAGCAAGGCAGGUACUACGACCAGCUCCUGAGGGACUGCAUCAGCUGUGCCUCCAUCUGCGGACGUCACCCCAAGCAAUGCACGUACUUCUGUGAGAACAAGUUCAGGAGCCACGCGAACCUCCCGCCAGAGCUCAGGAGACAGCGGGCCGGGGAAGCUGAAACCAGGCCAGACGACUUGGGGAGGUACCAGGGAACAGAGCACAGAGGCUCCGAGCCAGUUCCAGGGCUGAAGCUGAGCGCCGACCAGCUGGCCCUGGUCUACAGCACACUGGGGCUCUGCCUCUGUGCCAUCAUCUGCUGCUUCCUCCUGGCCGUGGCCUGCUUCCUCAAGAGGAGAGGGGACCAGUUCUGCCAGCCCUCACCGGCACCGUGUCAGACCCAGGCCAAGUCCUCCAAGGAUCACUGGAUGGAAGCUGGAAGCGCGGAGGGCGCGUUGCCAGAGCCGGUGGAGACGUGCAGCUUCUGCUUCCCGGAGCGCAGGCAGCCCACCCAGGAGAGCGCGGGCGGGCCCGGGACCCCCGGCGCCGCGCGCUCUGGGAGGUGGGGGCGCCUCGGCCGGACCACGAUCGGACAGCCGUGCGCGCGCGCCCCGGAAGGCGGCCUUGAGGUCCUGUGCGCUCCUGCGGAGGAGGGAGGCCCGACCUCGUGA